AUGGCGAAUAGAACAGUAUCAGAUGCGAUAGCCGUACACGGAACAAAUCCACAAUAUCUCAUAGAAAAGAUCAUUAGAACCAGAAUUUAUGAAUCACUUUACUGGAAAGAAUUCUGUUUCGGUCUGACGGCCGAGACGUUGAUUGAUAAAGCAAUUGAAUUAACAUCAUUUGGAGGAGAAUAUGGAAAUCAAAAGCCGACAGAAUUUCUUUGUUUGACAUGUAAAUUACUUCAAUUACAGCCAAGCAAAGAAAUCGUUUUAGAAUUCAUUAGAAAUGAAGAAUAUAAAUAUUUAAGAGCACUUGGGGCAUUUUAUUUGAGACUAGUUGGUAAUUCACUAGAAAUUUAUCAGACUCUUGAACCAUUGCUUAAUGAUUAUAGAAAAUUAAGAAAAAGAACAAACGAUGGAGACUUUGAAAUUGUUUGUAUGGAUGUAUUCAUUGAUGAGUUGUUAAGAGAAGAAAGAGCAUGUGAUACAAUAUUGCCAAGAAUAUUAAAACGUCACGUCUUGGAAGAAAAUGGAGAAUUAGAGCCACAAGGAAUAAAAGUCAUAGUAGAUCAAGAACUUCUCCGUCAAGGAGAUAUAGUAGGAGCAGAUCAAAGUCACCUAAGAGAAGAGGUGGAGAUUGGAGGGCUGAUAGAUACGUUCCAAGUGAUAAUCGUAGUAAUAGAAGGCGUAAGCGUAUAUCAUCCCGUUCCAGAUCACGUUCGAGAUCAAGAAGUUAUGAUCGAUAUGAACCAAGUUACCGUAGAGGUAAAUCAUUCUCUUCUUCUUCAUAUCGACCUUCACGCCAUAGAUCUUAUUCAAGAAGUCACAGUAGAGAUAAAUGAAAGGUAA
Messenger RNA from Funneliformis geosporum, 837 nucleotides. The record is from the annotation of a GenBank genome assembly. Lineage: Eukaryota; Fungi; Glomeromycota; Glomeromycetes; Glomerales; Glomeraceae.